This is a messenger RNA of Candidozyma duobushaemuli, 2664 nucleotides long. It is a transcript of the gene MNR2, whose product is annotated as putative Mg(2+) transporter. NCBI's taxonomy places the organism in Eukaryota, Fungi, Ascomycota, Pichiomycetes, Serinales, Metschnikowiaceae. The coding region runs from base 1 to 2664 and encodes 887 amino acids. The transcript has a single exon. Gene Ontology annotation, molecular function: magnesium ion transmembrane transporter activity. Gene Ontology annotation, biological process: intracellular magnesium ion homeostasis; magnesium ion transmembrane transport. The record is from RefSeq and is a predicted model, not a curated record. Gene Ontology annotation, cellular component: plasma membrane.
AUGGCAAAGAAAAAGUCUUCGAAGCAGAGGAAAAACCGCCUGAAGCAACAGGCUAAGGAAUCACAAGGUAAACACGAUUCUGGGCCCAGCUCGAGACCAGUAUCGCCUUCUGAAAGAAACUCAUACAACGAUCCCCACGCACUCAGUGCGAUGCACAUGAAUUCUUCGGCCAGGGAUCGCCGGAGAAGCGAAUAUGAAAACAGUACCAGAAGAAGCAGUUUUGCACCUCUCACGGACAGAAACUUGCAAACCCUUCUAGAGCAGAACAACGCUCUGAAUCAGGCUCACAGAUUUGGGUCUGUGGCGCUUGACAUGGACAGAUUUGCUAGAACUCAGGAGUUUGGUACUCAAGACCAUCCUGAGACAUUCAGCGACCGUAGUCCUGGUUCAGGUGCGCUGCUUGAGUUUGGCGAGUCCAACCCUCCUUCUGAACAUUCCAGCGACUCCACUUCGUUGGAUGACGUUUGUUACCUCGACUACUAUGACGACGAAGGAGAUGCUGGGAAGUCUCAAAAAUGGCCUGACCUAGAAGUCCUCGAGGACUUCGUGAAGGAGGAGCUCGAUGAAUUGCAAGAUGAGGAUUCGGAAACUAACGAGGUUAAUUUCAGAUACCCAUUGGCCAGACACGUCUCUCAACAGCAGACUGAGUCUGCCGAUGACGACGGGGAAGAGGACGCGCCUCUUUUGAACCUGGUGCAAAUUAACGAGGUGGACAACUGGGACCUGAAGACCAGCUCCAUCAAGGCCAGACCAAAGGCACUCCAGCCAUGGGAAGCUUCCCAGCUGAAAAUUCAUACUAUCCUCAACAAUGGCAAGUCGAAACCUGACACCUUGUGCAGAUUCACAUACUUCAGGGAUGAUUUGGACAAGACACUCCACUCUCCUACCCUUGCAGGGCUUAUCACUGACAAUGAAAAAUUGGACUACUCAGAUGAUAGUGCCAUCAGGAACUCCCUCAGGGAGCUCUUCGACCCUCACUUUGCUCUUGCUGCUCACAGACUGCCUCGUGGAGCUACACCAAACGCAGAAGGCAACCCAGAUUCUUCAAACGGCAGGGAAGCUCAUCACACCAGGCAUGGAUCGGUUCCACCAUCCGUUAGCCGCACUUCUGCUGCAAAUCAAAAUGCCAAGGGCAGCCUUCCACACUCAGGUGCCUCACAUGCUUCGCUUGCAAAUCAAGCUCAUGUAGCAGCCUCAGUGAAUUCCCUUUCCACAUCUCCAGUUUCCCAUCACGAUCCUUUUUGGCUUGACAUCCUUGACCCUCUGGAAGAGGAGAUGAAAGUCAUUUCGAAAACAUUCGGUUUGCAUCCCUUGACUACAGAGGAUAUCUUCAUGGACGAAGCCAGAGAAAAGGUCGAGAUGUUCAACCUGUACUACUUCCUUUGCUUCACCUCCUUCGACAUUGUCUACGAGCGCAGGAAGCAAAAGGAGAAAGAGCACGAAAAGAAGAUCAACAAGCUUAUGGAAUAUAACAAUCAGCCCAACAAGUUUAGCGCUGAAUGGUUUAAAAAUCUAUUCGGAAAAAAGGACGACGGAGUGAUCCGCUCAAACGCUAAGAAGUCCGGCUCCUCUUCCAACAAAUCCAAAUCAAAAAGAAUCAGAAAUGGAGAGUUAUGCCCAUUGAAUAUGUAUAUGAUUGUUUUCAAACAUGGUGUCUUGACAUUCCAUUUCAGCGCCACUCCACAUCCUAUAAAUGUCCGUCGCCGUGCUCGUAUGCUCAAAGAUCACUUGACUGUCUCACCAGAUUGGAUUUGUUAUGCAUUGAUCGAUGACAUUACAGACUCCUUCGCACCUAUGAUAGAUAGCAUUGAGUCUGAAGUAUAUCUUAUCGAGGAUGAGAUCAUGAGGAUGCACUCUGGAGACAGAGAGUCGACUGACGAAAGUGAUGACUCUGAUGAAGAGCCUUUUGACGAAUUUUACGAACAGCGUCCUCGCUACUCUGGCGGCGACGAUGUUUUCGUGCGCCGUCACAGAUCCAAGUCAGUUGUGGAAAAUCCCGAGCCAUCCAAACUCGAUUUCUUGCGUUUGAGAAAGCGUAACUCCAAGCCUGACUACAUUUCGCUUAACUCAAGAAGAAGCGGUCGGUCGAGAACUUCAACCACUACGAGUACUGAAUCUUCAAGAAUCGUCGCUUGGAAGCGUAAGGGUGAUAUGUUGAGGCGGAUUGGUGAGUGCAGAAAGAGGGUCAUGUCUGUGAUGAGACUUCUAAGCACAAAGGCCGAUGUCAUCAAAGGCUACUCCAAACGUUUUAGUGAGAGUGACGUGGUUAAACCAAUUGAGGAAAACCCCUUCUUAAACACGAGGUCUGCCUCUAAGCAGGAGAUCUUGAUGUAUUUGGGAGACAUCCAGGACCACAUUGUCACAAUGGUUCAGUCUCUCAACCACUACGAAAAGCUUUUGGCACGUUCACACUCCAACUACUUGGCUCAAAUCAAUAUCGACAUGACCAAGGUCAACAAUGACACAAACGAUGUUUUAGGGAAGAUUACUGUGAUUGGUACGAUUGUCUUGCCUGUGAACGUUGUAACGGGUUUGUGGGGUAUGAACUGUAUCGUUCCUGGUCAGGAUGCACCCGGCCUUACUUGGUUCUGGGGCAUUUUGUUUGGCAUCUUCCUUUUCAGCAUCUCGUCCUAUCUUUAUGCAAAGAAGGUCUACAAUCUUUGA